AUGAAUGAUCAGCAAAUUAAUCUUGGGUGCGAUAAUUCAACCUCAGCCGGUGGAACUUCUUCAACAAUAGCCUCUAAAAAUGUUGUAAAAGAGAAGAACAGGAGGAAGAAGUUGGCUGACAAGCUCUUAGCACUUAGAGAAGCAGUCCCCAAAAUCAGCAAGUUGGACAAAGCUUCCAUAAUCAAAGAUGCUAUUGAGUACAUCCAAAAUUUGCAAGAACAAGAGAGGAGACUCCAAGCUGAGAUAAUGGAACUUGAAUCCAAAAGAUUGAAGAAAGAUCCUGGCUUUGACUUCGAGCAAAGGCUACCAGUCUUGUUAAGAUCCAAGAGAACAAGAUAUGACCAAAUUUAUGAUCCUAGGGUCGCCAGAACUACUUGUCCCAUUCAAGUUUAUGAACUUAGGGUUACUUCCAUGGGAGAGAAGGCUUUGUUUGUGAGCUUGACAUGCAAUAAAACAACAGACACAAUGAUUAGGGUUUGUGAGGUUUUUGAAUCUUUGAAGCUGAAAAUUAUCACAGCAAAUAUCACUGCACUCUCAGGAAUGGUGAAUGAAGAAGAGAAAGAGCACUUGAAGAUAAAAAUUGAAAGAGCUAUUUUAGCUAUGAGCAUGUCCAGGUUUGAUUAUGAGAGAAAGCAUUUGGACCGGGCUGAUCUUGUUAGUCUAGGCUGGGCUGAGAGUACUGCUGGGGCUAGGCUAGACCGACGAGCUUAG
Messenger RNA from Dovyalis caffra, 711 nucleotides. Lineage: Eukaryota; Viridiplantae; Streptophyta; Magnoliopsida; Malpighiales; Salicaceae. The record is from the annotation of a GenBank genome assembly.